Molecule: messenger RNA, 1806 nt
Organism: Penicillium bovifimosum
Lineage: Eukaryota; Fungi; Ascomycota; Eurotiomycetes; Eurotiales; Aspergillaceae
Product: FAD-binding oxidoreductase
Exons: 3
Coding region: 1-1806 (601 amino acids)
Molecular function (GO): FAD binding; oxidoreductase activity
Source: RefSeq, a predicted model, not a curated record
AUGCAGUGGUCCUACGCGCUAUACACGGUUGUCAUUGCUUUUAUACUGCGAAAGACGGUGUUUGACACCUCGGUGGCAUGUCGCUGUGGCCCAGGUGACCCCUGCUGGCCGUCACAGGAGCAGUGGUGGGAAUUGAACACAACCGUCGGAGGGCAUCUCCAACCGCUGCGACCGGUUGGCCAUUCUUGUGUUGGACCGGACGCCUCGUCCGAGGCAUGUGAGAAAAUCCAAGCCAACUUCCACGAUACAGCAUGGCGUGUCUUGAAUCCUGCAACGAUGCAGGUAGUGGACUGGGAGCAUUCGAGGUCAAAACAGCAAAGCUGUCCAGUGCCGGUUGAAGGUAUCAAUCCCAGUGGCUCUUGUGAUCAGGGGCGUGUAGCUCUCUAUUCGGUGACCGUGAGUUCGGUGGAUCAGGUUCAGUCGGUUGUGCGAUUCGCCACGGACCAUCGGCUGCGGCUGUCUAUCCGCAACACUGGCCAUGAUUUGGCCGGUCGUUCCACUGCCUCGGAGUCCUUGCAGAUCCAUACUGCAGGGCUCAAGGGCAUUCAGCACGUUGCUGAUUUCCAUCCCACAGGUCCUGAUGGCUCAGAUAUGGAGUCACAAGGGCCUGCUGUUACUGUGGGCGCGGGAGUCCUCACAGGAGAGCUCUACGCAGCAGGAGCCGCAUCGGGCUAUACUGUUGUGGGAGGCAGCUGCAGUACUGUCGGUGUGGCAGGUGGCUGGAUGCAAGGCGGAGGAUAUGGAAUUCUUAGUCCUCUGUACGGGCUUGGUGUAGACAACGUACUGCAAUUCAGUAUGGUCACUGCAACAGGAGAACUGGUGAUCGCAAACCCAUAUCAAAACCAGGACCUCUUCUGGGCCGUCCGCGGUGGAGGUGGCGGGUCAUUUGGUGUUGUUACCAGUGUGACCUUCCGAACUCACCCGGAUCCUCCGGUCACCACUGCGCGUCUGAUAGUACAAAGCGAAUCUGGGCCAGACGCAGGCUUCUGGAACGCAGUUCAGGAGGUAUUAUCCAUGGUGCCAUAUUGGGCGGACCGGGGUAUUGCGUCCCUGGGCUUUGCACUUCCAAUUGGACCUGGAUCUGGCUCCAUGCUGUCGAUCGAGUUGUAUGGAGUCAAUCAGACAACUGAAACUCUCCUAACAGAUCUCCCACAGCGUCUACGCAACGCUGGGAGCUCAGUUCACGAUGAAGUGGAACAGGUUCCGCGCCUCUCAAGUUACCUGAACGUCACUCGCGGGCUCGAAAUGGCUGGAGUAAGCAUCCUGCUCACCUCACGCUUGGUAUCAAAGGGCUUGCUGGGAUCCGUGGAAGGGUCGCAUCGAAUUGUGGACACUCUGUCGCGGCUGACCUUCGGUCCUGGUGAUAUGAUUAGCCUCGAGGGCAUGAUGAGUCCAAAAGCACACAAAACGGACACACCACUACAUCCAUCAUGGAAGUCUGCGGUGAUGUCCCUCACUGUUGCUAGGGGCAUGUCGCGUGAUCCUGACUGGAGUCGCUAUCAAGCUGUUGAGACUGAAUUACAACAAGUCGUCGGUCCAGCUCUUGAGGCGUUGGAGGAUGGGAAUAUGGGCAGCUACGGCGGGGUUCCCUUCGCCUCCGAGUCCAAUACUGCGCAGCUGUUCUGGGGCUCUAAUUACCCCCGUCUGCUGAGUAUCAAACGCCAAUGGGAUCCUUCUGAUCUCUUCCUUACUCGACUGGGGGUGGCCAGCAAGGACUGGGACGAGGCUGGAAAGUGUCCGAUCAGAUCAUGGCAUCGGGUUAUUCUAUCGCAGGCGAUUGAAAAGGUUUGGACUUUGGUUAAAUGA